AUGAAAUUUUCAGCUUUUAUAUAUCUGGCAUCAUUUUGUUGUAUAUCUGCAAAAAGCUAUGGAACUGAAGUUCAGCUUAUCCGAAGUGAUGGAGAUGUUAUUACUGGUCUAGAGAAAAAUGGAGUUGAGUCUUACAGGGGAAUUCCAUUCGCUAAUGCACCUUUAGGAAAUCUUAGAUUUCGCCCGUCAAUUCCUUACAAUGGGUCUCUUGAUGGAUUUCGCGCAACAGAUUAUGGACCAUCUUGUUAUAACCAAAACUUUGUUAAAAACCAACAGUCACUGAAAUAUAUUUUACCUUUAAUUCGAAAUAUCACACCUUCCCUUUUGGAUUUUGCAAAAUCAACAGAUCAGUCUGAAGAUUGUUUGAAUUUAAAUGUAUAUCGACCUGCUGGAGUACCUUCCAAUGCAAAACUUCCCGUGAUGGUGUGGGUUUAUGGAGGCGCUUUUCAAACUGGAAGUAGUGCUAUGUACCCAGGGGAAAAAUGGAUUCAACAUAGCGUUAAACUUGGAGAGCCCGUGAUUUUUGUUACCAUCAACUAUCGUCUUGGACCCUUUGGUUUUCUUGGAGGAAAUGCAAUUGCCGAUGAAGGGUCUGGAAAUCCAGCUAUUUGGGAUGUCGUUAAUGGGUUUAAAUGGGUACAAGACAAUAUUGCCGAUUUUGGAGGUAAUCCAGAUCGCAUUACUGCUUUAGGCGAAAGUAGUGGUGCGAUGAUGAUCACGCAUACAAUGUUAUCCUCAAUUUGGAAAAGAAAACCUCUCUUCAAUGCUGCGGUUUUGCAAAGUGGAAGUCUUUUGCCAUUUGGACCUGUUGAUGCCCCUAAAGCUACAGAAUUAUUUUGGUUUUUUGCAAAUGGUGCAGGUUGCGGCACUACAUCUUCUGGUCAAAAAGCUACAGAAGAAGAAGCACUUAAAUGUUUGAGAUUUUCCAAUACUAAAACACUUUGGGAUGCACAAAGUUACAAUAUGAAUCCUGGUGAAGUUUAUGAUAUUGCAAAUGAGUUUAUUGUUUGGGGCCCAAGACAAGAUGGUUAUAUUCUUGAAAAAAAUCCACUCUUGUUAGCAGAAGAAGGGCGGCUUCCAGAUAUCCCAAUUAUUAUUGGAAAUCAGGAAGAUGAAGGAACUUUAAUCUCCCUCAUUACAGCGACUCGUUCAAACGAAGAGUUUGAAAGUUUAAUGAGAAAAUGGUUCCCCAGUGGUGGUGAAUGCCUUGAGACAGCCUUAAAAAUGUAUCCAAUGGAUAAAGCCGAAGGAGCUCCAUUUAGAACGGGAAACGCAAAUGAGCUAUAUCCAGGCUUUAAAAGAUCAUCUGCAUUCCUUACUGAUCUUUUAUAUGUCAGUACUAGAAGACAAUUUCUUAGUGCAACUGAAAAAAAUAGGUCUCCAAGAUACACAUAUUUUUCUGACUCUCUUCAUAACAAAGUUCCGUUUUUGGGAACUUUCCACACUAAUUGCAUUAUUUUUGAGUUUUUUCUUGAUAAGUUUUAUCCUAGCAACGCCUACCGGGGAUAUUUUAUUUCUUUUGCAAACCACUUUGAUCCUAAUACAAACAAUGGAGGUCUUAUCCAAUUUCCUCAAUAUCACGAAUCCACUCAAGAUGCAGUAAAAAUAUCUUUUAAAAAUGGAAGCUUAAUGAAGGAUGAUUACAGAAGAGACCGAACAAACUAUAUCCUUUCACACAAGGAGUUUUUUGAAACUUAUUAA
Magnusiomyces paraingens is the source of this 1701-nucleotide messenger RNA. RefSeq lists its product as uncharacterized. The coding region runs from base 1 to 1701 and encodes 566 amino acids. Lineage: Eukaryota; Fungi; Ascomycota; Dipodascomycetes; Dipodascales; Dipodascaceae. The transcript has a single exon. The record is from RefSeq and is a predicted model, not a curated record.